AUGAAGUCUGCAAAGAGUGCCAACCAUCAAAACCUAAUCUCAUCAUUCGUCGAGAUCGCCGUUGGUGAAACCAAGGCAUACGCAACACGAUUCUUAAAGUCAACAAGCUGGGACCUUGAAGAAGCCAUUAACCUCUAUUUCAUGAUCCGUGGACACAAUGAUACUCAGGACAAACUAUGCCCUCCUGCGAAUUGGGACUCGAACAAACCAGAACCGUCCGAUUCGGCCUUAGGUGGAUCAGGUUUGAGUUUGUCUUCUUUGUUCCGCCCUCCUCUGAAACUUCUUUUCCAAGGUUCGUUUGAAGAAGCGAGAUCAACCUCUUGCUGGAAGAAUCAAUGGUUGCUAGUGAAUCUCCAGUCCACGACCGAGUUUGCUUCUCAUGCUCUUAACCGAGAUUUGUGGUCGAACGAGGCCGUUUCUCAAGCCACAGAGUCUAGCUUCGUCUUGUGUCAAGUUUAUGAUGAUACCGCUGAAGGACAGAAAAUCUCUACUCUUUACAAGAUCGAAACUGCUCCUCCUGUGGUGCUUCUCAUCGAUCCUAUCACUUGCGAGAAGAUGCGUUCUUGGAGCGGCGCGAUUGAAGCUCAGGGUUAUGACGUACAUCGAUGCUGUAGGGCCUCCUCACGGACACUAUGCUUCUCGGACAAGAAAAAACGGACUACAUUUUUCUUUAAUUAG
Microthlaspi erraticum is the source of this 678-nucleotide messenger RNA. NCBI's taxonomy places the organism in Eukaryota, Viridiplantae, Streptophyta, Magnoliopsida, Brassicales, Brassicaceae. The record is from the annotation of a GenBank genome assembly.